ACUUGGACGACCUCCUUAAUCUUCGCUUCCCUUCCAUUCCCCUCCACAGUCCACUUUCCAGUUCGUACAGUAAAGACAACGCGGACUAAAAAUGGAGCACUCGCCCAUUUCACGGCGAGGACGGAGGGCCGCGCCGAAGAAUUCGGACGCCUACUCCUCCGCAGUGAUUCACAGCCAAGGCAACGCUGCAUCGGUUCAGCCUGAAGUCGACCCGGACAUCUACGCCACGACGGUGUACAAGGACGAUGUCGUUGAAGAGGAGGAGUCUCUUCCUCCUUUACUCAAGCGUCUUCCCAAGGACUUCGGCCUUGGAGGCGAUGAUAUCUCCGGCUCCGGCUCCGACUCCGGCUCCGACGAUGCUGGUGGUGCAUCUAUAUCUAGAACUAUGAUUGUAAAAACCGAUCGGAGGAGAUCGAGUUACUCUCGGAGGAAUCAUAAUGUUUCUCCACGGUAUACGAAGCCGCGGAGCGCGGCUGCAGCUCCGUUUCGGGAGAGGAGAAGCCCUGUAGACAAGAUUGGGAGUGAGGAUGAGGAGGAGGAGGAGGAGGAGAAUACAGGGGGGUUUUCAACAUUUGUAGUGAGGAGAAGAGAUGAUGAAGAAGAAGAGGACGAGGACGAUGAGGACAGGAUGGGAACGAUGGUGAGGAGAGGAGCUGGUGGUGGCGGAGGGGAGACGAUGAAGAUGGCUGUAGAGAGUAUGCAGAGGGUGGGGGAGGUUGGAGCAAUGGGGAAUAGAAGCCGAAGGAAAAGCAGUGGUGGUGGUGAGGGGAGUGGUGCAGGUGGGAUUGCACUGUCGAGGCAUCCGGGGAGUGAAAAGGUGUCAUCAAGCUCGAUACCUGAAUGUGUAACCAUGGAGGAUCCUUCUACCAAGUAUGAGUUGCUCCAUGAACUUGGGAAAGGUUCAUAUGGGGCAGUUUACAAAGCGCGAGAUAGAAGGACCUCAGAAUUAGUUGCUAUCAAAGUGAUCUCCUUAUCUGAAGGGGAAGAGGGAUAUGAAGAAAUUCGUGGUGAAAUUGAGAUGUUGCAGCAAUGUAGUCAUCCUAAUGUUGUUCGCUAUCUUGGGAGCUACCAAGGAGAAGAAUUUCUCUGGAUAGUAAUGGAGUACUGUGGAGGUGGAAGUGUCGCUGACUUGAUUAAUGUCACUGAUGAGCCUCUUGAGGAGUAUCAAAUAGCAUAUAUAUGCAGAGAAGCAUUGAAGGGUCUGUCGUAUCUGCAUUCAAUUUUCAAGGUACAUAGAGAUAUUAAAGGUGGUAAUAUUUUGUUGACUGAGCAAGGAGAAGUUAAAUUGGGUGAUUUUGGAGUUGCUGCACAGUUGACCAGAACUAUGUCUAAGCGUAACACGUUCAUUGGAACUCCACAUUGGAUGGCUCCUGAAGUUAUUCAAGAAAGUCGUUAUGAUGGAAAGGUAGAUGUGUGGGCUCUUGGAGUGUCUGCCAUUGAAAUGGCAGAGGGAGUUCCUCCGAGAGCAACUGUUCAUCCUAUGAGAGUAUUGUUUAUGAUUUCUAUCGAACCUGCUCCAAUGCUCGAGGAUAAAGAGAAAUGGUCACUGGUGUUCCAUGAUUUCAUUGCAAAAUGCCUGACGAAAGACCCAAGACUUCGGCCUACAGCAGCUGAAAUGCUGAAGCACAAAUUCAUUGAAAAAUGUCGUAGUGGCGCAUCAGCAAUGCUGCCGAAGAUUGAGAUGGCGAGGCAUGUCAGGGCCAUGCAGGCUAGGGAUGUUGCAUCAGACACUACCCUUCCAAGAGAAUUGCCUCCAGAAGCUUCGAAAACUACAGAAGCCAUUGUCCGCACUGUUCCAUCUAGACCUCAGGAUGGUAGUACUGCUCGGGCAGUUCGUGUUAGUAUAAAUGAUAAGCAGGCUUCCCCUUCCCCUGAUGGCACACAAGCUGCUACUGAUGGGGAUUUCAGUACAGUUAUAGUUCACGACAGAGUUGAAAUUGUUAAAACAUCUAGUCUGCCAGUAUCAAAAACAGAUGAUUCAUCUUCUGCGCCUGGACCAGUUAGAAGUGCUUCUAUCAGCUUGCCUGGGGAUAUAUCAAUCGACUCAGUUGCCGGCACGCAACCUGCAGGAUUGCAAUUACCUGCAAAAAAUCAAUCCGCAAAAGAUCAAGAGAAUAUGGGCACUGUUCCCAGCUCGACAGAUACUCCAGUAGGUAGCGACACUGUCAGUCGAAAGGCAUUGGACAAGCUUUGGUCCAUAUACACUGCAGGUAACACAGUGCCGAUCCCAUUUCUGAGGGCAACGGACAUAUCCCCAAUAGCCCUUUUGUCCAACAACGUGCUCAGCGGAUGGCACAAAGAUGAUGGCGGAAACAUAGCUGUAGAAGCAAUGCAAGAACUGUUCUCUGGAGAAGCUCAGCCUAAGAAGGGUAGAAGCAGCAGACAAAGCGAGGUGCCCCUUCCACCGAGCGUUUGCCAGAGGCUUAAUUCGAGCCCAACUCUGAUGAAUCUAGCGCAGACAUUAGCGUAUCACAAGAUGUGUUACGAAGAGAUGCCCCUGCAGGAAAUGCAAGCAGUGCAGGAGCAGCAGACCAUCCAAAAUCUCUCGGACACCCUCCGAACCAUUCUUCGAUUGUAGAUUGUAGAUUCAGAUGGAUGGAUCCAAUGUUGUGUCUGAAAUCUUGAUUUCAUUUUGGUCUUCUCCCUCCGGUUGUUUUCUUGUAAACUAGUGUUGUUUGUUUGUGUGUUGUAUGUAUUAUGUCGCUGGCUUGAAUCGAAUGGUUCCUGUGGUUUGAAUAUAGAUUUUAAAUUCACAGCUAAUAUUUGUAGAUUUGAAAUCCGUAAUGCUGCAAAACAAAGUUUAGAUUUAACGGGACAAAUAGAUGUCUUAUAUUGGAGGGGCCAUACUGAUUAAAUCAAAUUACCAUCAUAAUAU
This is a messenger RNA of Andrographis paniculata, 2875 nucleotides long. Its product is annotated as serine/threonine-protein kinase 1-like. Gene Ontology annotation, molecular function: protein kinase activity; ATP binding. The transcript has 18 exons. Bases 92 to 2578 code for a protein of 828 amino acids. Gene Ontology annotation, biological process: regulation of MAPK cascade; protein phosphorylation; intracellular signal transduction. Lineage: Eukaryota; Viridiplantae; Streptophyta; Magnoliopsida; Lamiales; Acanthaceae. The record is from RefSeq and is a predicted model, not a curated record.